Messenger RNA from Carica papaya (papaya), 1565 nucleotides. RefSeq names its product 15-cis-zeta-carotene isomerase (gene Z-ISO). NCBI's taxonomy places the organism in Eukaryota, Viridiplantae, Streptophyta, Magnoliopsida, Brassicales, Caricaceae. Gene Ontology annotation, biological process: carotene biosynthetic process. The record is from RefSeq and is a predicted model, not a curated record. Gene Ontology annotation, cellular component: chloroplast. Gene Ontology annotation, molecular function: 9,15,9'-tri-cis-zeta-carotene isomerase activity.
AAAAGUAUUAGGGCCGUUAUGUCAUUGCUCUUCGGAAGUGGCCUGAGAAUUGAUCAUCUUCUGCUUAUCCACUUCCCCAGACGACCACUCUGAAAACCCCAUAUUCAUCCCUGCAACCUGAUUACCUUCCAGGUUUUCUUUCUUAUUUUGGGUACGGGUCGUGACCCGAAAAAGUGCAGAGACUGCUUCCCUUUUCCCUUACAAUUGCCAAAGCACGGAACCAACGCAUAAAACUCCCCUCUUUCUCUGACAAUUUCUCCAUCGAUUACACCAGAUUACAGAAAUGUCCACUUCGCUUCUCCUCUCAAAUCACUUUUCUCCUAUUUCUUCCUCUCAUAGCUUCGUUAACCAACGAAAACGUCUAAAACCCGCCGUAUUUGUUCGUCUCCAUCACCCAACAAAGCUCAUCAGCUCGAAUUUUCUGGGAACAUUCAGUUUUCGUUCGAAUUCUUUUUCAUCUGCUCGCCGGAGAAUCCUUGCCUUCAGUUCACUCGGGGACGUCGGCGGAGAGAGUCCGGUCUCUGAGGAGACCGAGCUAGUAGGGGAGGACUCUGCGGCGUUCGAGUUGGGGAAGCAGAAGAUUACUUCAUGGGUUUAUUUUAGCAUUGUUUUGGGAGUUGUUCUGUAUAUUCUUGAUGUGGUUUGGAUUGAUAACUCUACUGGGUUUGGAAAGGCGUACAUUGAUGCCGUCUCUACUCUCUCUCAGAGCUCUGAGGUUGUUAUGUUGAUCCUCAUUCUCAUUUUUGCCACUGUGCACAGUGGCUUGGCAAGUGUCCGAGACAUUGGCGAGAAACUUAUCGGAGAACGUGCAUUCCGUGUUUUGUUUGCAGGAAUAUCUUUUCCAUUGGCUGUUAGCACUGUUGUUUACUUUAUAAACCACAGAUAUGAUGGAGUGCAGUUAUGGCAGCUCCAAAGUGUUCCUGGGAUGCACGAAAUUGUGUGGAUUUCAAAUUUUAUAUCCUUCUUUUUCCUUUAUCCUUCUACCUUUAAUCUACUGGAGGUAGCAGCUGUCGACAAGCCAAAGAUGCAUCUUUGGGAAACUGGAAUCAUGAGAAUCACCCGGCAUCCACAGAUGGUUGGGCAGGUGAUCUGGUGCUUGGCUCAUAUGGCCUGGAUUGGCAACUCUGUAGCAGUUGCGGCUUCUCUUGGUUUGAUUGGACACCAUUUAUACGGGGUUUGGAAUGGAGACAGACGAUUAGCAAUACGUUACGGAGAGAAUUUCGAAGUUCUUAAGAGCCGGACAAGCAUAAUUCCUUUUGCAGCGAUUCUCGAAAGCCGGCAGAAGCUGCCUAAGAAUUAUUACAAGGAAUUCAUCCGGUUGCCGUAUCUGGUUGUCACUGCCAUGACACUGGGUGCCUAUUUUGCUCACCCACUUAUGCAGGCAGCCAGUUACCGGCUUCAUUGGUAGUAGGUAAAAAUCAAUAUACAGACUUAAUUCUGGUGUAUAUGACAAAGAUUUCUGGUGAUAUAAAACAUGUUAUCAUUGUAUCCAAAGGCAAAGUUCUUGACUUUUUAUAAUUCAAUUUGCACAUUUUCAUGUGAUAUAUAAUAUGGUUUUAAACGCA